CGCGCAGAUUUUUUCUGAAGCAAAACUCAUCUCGAUGCUCGAAACCAGUCAACCAAUCUAUUUUUCUUCCAACAACAUGUAUCGAUUCGUCUUGCUCGUACUCACCAUUGCAUCCGUGACGGCCUUUCAAGCCAGCAUUCCUCGUUUCGCCGUCGUUCAACAGGAUGAUUUUUCCUCCACUGCUCGUUUCGUCAUGACAGAAGAAGAGACGCAGGCUAUUCUCAAGUCGGCGACAGAUUGUGCUGAAGGAGAAUGCUCUAUCGACGAUGUCUCGGAGUUGCUCUUUGAACUGAAGGAGCAAGAAAAAGUCCUUUCCAGUCGUCUGGACAAGAUUAUGAAUCAAAUUUCGCGUCUCCAGAACGCGAACGAAAAAGAAGAACGCAAGGUAGAUGAGGUUCGUAGCUUUGUGAAGGAUGUCCUUUCAGUCUUCCAGCACGACAAGGUUGGCAAGUAUUCGCCUAACGCUUAUUCGGGAAGUAUCGGCGAUGGUCCUACUACAGCCUACGAUGCGCUUCCUCCUAAGAAGUGGAAGUCUAGCACUUAGUUGUCGUGCAGUGAAUAAUAAGUGCUCUCAUGUUAGACCUUCCGACCCGAUACGACAAUUUGUCGGUCAAUAGCGUCAUGUCAAUAUAGCUAAUGAUAUAAUUCAUCUUGCUACUGUCG
Messenger RNA from Phaeodactylum tricornutum CCAP 1055/1, 663 nucleotides. RefSeq lists its product with no specific name. The coding region runs from base 35 to 544 and encodes 169 amino acids. NCBI's taxonomy places the organism in Eukaryota, Bacillariophyta, Bacillariophyceae, Surirellales, Neidiaceae. The record is from RefSeq and is a predicted model, not a curated record. The transcript is spliced from 2 exons.